AUGUUCUCCCACGGGGAUUGGGAUUAUUUACUGUAUUUACUCCCACACUUUGUUAUCAACUCUACUUGUGUUUUCUUGCAAUUAACCGUCGCAAACAUAGAAGAAAGUUUACAAAAUUUAAACAUAGCCGGCAUAAGUGAUUUACCCGGUAACAUAACGUCGAAAAUUCCGUCCGAAGGUGAAAUAGAGGAAGUAUUUGUCAAAAAAUGCGAAAAACAUUGGGGGCCAGAUGCGAGUAAAAAAAUAUCCGUGAGUAUUUUUUUUGUUUGA
Molecule: messenger RNA, 270 nt
Organism: Pediculus humanus corporis (human body louse)
Lineage: Eukaryota; Metazoa; Arthropoda; Insecta; Psocodea; Pediculidae
Exons: 2
Coding region: 1-270 (89 amino acids)
Source: RefSeq, a predicted model, not a curated record